This is a messenger RNA of Gavia stellata (red-throated loon), 1494 nucleotides long. It is a transcript of the gene PGLYRP2, whose product is annotated as peptidoglycan recognition protein 2. Bases 1 to 1494 code for a protein of 497 amino acids. Gene Ontology annotation, biological process: peptidoglycan catabolic process; detection of bacterium; defense response to Gram-positive bacterium. The transcript is spliced from 4 exons. Gene Ontology annotation, molecular function: zinc ion binding; N-acetylmuramoyl-L-alanine amidase activity; peptidoglycan immune receptor activity. Lineage: Eukaryota; Metazoa; Chordata; Aves; Gaviiformes; Gaviidae. The record is from RefSeq and is a predicted model, not a curated record.
AUGGACUCGGUGGUUCAGAUCGUGGAAGCCCUUGAGUCAACCGACCACAACUUUACCGGCACCGUGCCGGAGCUGGCGCGGGCUCUGGGUGGCUGCAGCACCCCGGGGUGCCGCGCGGUGCUGGGAGAGCCACCCGAUGUCCCACCAGCCCCACCAACGCUCAGCCACGAGCAGUGGCUGCUCUUCACCCAACUCCUCCACCACGACGCCGCGGCACCCGAGCGUGGCGCGGUGCUGGCACCCGAUGGCUCCACCGUAGCCCUUGGUCCCCUCCUUGCCGGCAUCGAGGUUGGCCUCAAGCGGGUGUUGGGGUGGCCCUUCCCCACCUUUGACCCACCCAUCGACGCGCUCUACGCCGUCACCAUCACCGAGGCUUUGGGGACAUCCUUCCUCUUGGCUCGUGACGGCGAUGGCAACCGAGCCACGCUGGGACCCGGCGGCUGUUGGGAUGACGUGGAUGACCCCCAAAACUACACCCUGCUGGGACCCGCGUCGCUCAUCCCUGAUGCCGUUGCCAACGGGGCGAUGGAUGGGGUGCUGUUGGGUGCCCACCUGGCCCGAGCACCCAUCCCACUCGCCGACCUUCUCCGGGGCUACUACGGGACGGGCAACGGCACAGAAGAGGGGCGACCACCCAGCAGUUACCGGCGGCGAGAUUUUGGGGUGCUGACAGGGCCGGGGAAGCUGGAGGAGGAGGUGGCAGCAAUGUUGAGGGUGCUGCGGGUGCUGCCACCCACCCAGGAGCUCUUGGAGGACGUGGGGCCGGAGGAGGCGGUGGCCAUCGCUCAUCAAGCGGCGCGGGACUUCACGGAGGUCUACGUGGAGUGCCCAGCCAUCGUGCCCCGGUGCAUGUGGGGUGCCCGUCCCUACCGGGGCACCCCCAAACCGUUGACCCUCCCCUUGGGCUCUGUCUACAUCCACCACACCUUCAUACCCAGCACCCCGUGCCGCACCUUCACCGCCUGCGCCCGCGACAUGCGCGCCAUGCAACGCUUCCACCAGGACACCCGCGGUUGGGAUGACAUCGGCUACAGCUUCGUGGUGGGGUCGGAUGGGUACCUGUACCAAGGCCGGGGUUGGCACUGGGUUGGUGCCCACACCAAAGGCUACAACAGCAAAGGCUACGGCGUGAGCUACAUCGGAGACUUCUCCACCACUUUGCCGGACCCUGACACCAUCGCUCUGGUGCGGGACAGGCUCCUGCCCUGCGCCGUGCGGACCGGUCGGCUCCACCGUAACUACACCCUACGUGGCCACCGCCAGAUGGGUCUCACCGACUGCCCCGGCAACUCCCUCUUCCAUGAGAUUGAGACCUGGCACGGCUUCAAGGCUGGAUGCAUGCAACUGGCCACCAGGGUACCCAGACCCUCCCUGCCGGGUGGCCCGGCGUGGCUCACCCUUCUCGACAUGUCCCAAGCCGUGGCCGAGCGUGAGCCCGGCCGAGCUGGGAGCGUAGAUAACAUCAUCGGGGCAGAGGCGGAGGUGAGGGUGUGA